Messenger RNA from Medicago truncatula (barrel medic), 3765 nucleotides. RefSeq names its product exportin-7. Gene Ontology annotation, cellular component: nuclear pore; cytoplasm. The record is from RefSeq and is a predicted model, not a curated record. The transcript has 28 exons. NCBI's taxonomy places the organism in Eukaryota, Viridiplantae, Streptophyta, Magnoliopsida, Fabales, Fabaceae. The coding region runs from base 1 to 3153 and encodes 1050 amino acids. Gene Ontology annotation, biological process: protein export from nucleus. Gene Ontology annotation, molecular function: small GTPase binding; nuclear export signal receptor activity.
AUGGAGUUGGCACAACUUGAAGCAUUAUGCGAGAGGCUUUACAAUUCACAGGAUUCAGUUGAACGUGCUCACGCCGAGAACACACUGAAAUGUUUCUCUAUGAACACCGAUUACAUUUCCCAAUGCCAAUACAUUCUUGAUCAUGCUUUGACACCUUAUGCUUUGAUGCUUGCUAGUUCUAGUUUGUUGAAACAAGUCACCGAUCACAGUCUUGAUUUGAAACUCCGUCUUGAUAUAUGGACCUAUCUCAUCAACUAUCUCGCCACCAGAGGACCUGAGUUACAACCUUUUGUGACUGCUUCUCUCAUCCAACUUCUCUGUCGAGUCACCAAAUUUGGAUGGUUUGAUGAUGAUCGAUUCCGCGACCUUGUCAAAGAAUCUACCAAUUUCUUGAGUCAGGCAACUCCCGGUCAUUAUGCCAUUGGUUUGAAGAUAUUGAAUCAGCUUAUUUCCGAGAUGAAUCAGGCGAAUGCUGGUUUACCUGCAACAAAGCAUCGAAGGGUAGCUUGCUCCUUUAGGGACCAAUCUCUUUUUCAAAUAUUUCAGAUAUCUUUAACAUCAUUGGGCCAGUUGAAGAAUGAUGCCAUCAGUCAAUUGCAAGAACUGGCACUCUCUCUUUCUUUGAAAUGUUUAUCAUUUGAUUUUGUGGGGACAUCUGUGGAUGAAAGUUCAGAUGAGUUUGGCACAGUUCAGAUUCCAUCUCCCUGGAAAUCAGUUUUGGAGGACUCUUCAACGUUGCAACUAUUUUUUGAUUACUAUGCCAUUACAAAGGCCCCUCUUUCGAAGGAGGCACUGGAGUGCUUGGUGCGCCUAGCGUCUGUAAGACGUUCAUUGUUUACCAAUGAUGCUGCCCGUUCUAAGUUUUUGGCCCACUUAAUGACUGGAACCAAAGCAAUCCUGCAAACAGGGCAAGGUCUUGCAGAUCAUGAUAAUUACCAUGAGUUUUGUCGUCUUCUUGGCCGGUUCAGAGUGAAUUACCAGUUGUCCGAGCUUGUCAAUGUGGAAGGCUAUAGCGAUUGGAUACGUUUAGUUGCAGAGUUCACUCUCAAAUCUUUGCAAUCAUGGCAGUGGGCCAGCAACAGUGUCUACUACCUGUUAGGGCUGUGGUCCAGAUUGGUGUCUUCUGUUCCAUAUUUGAAGGGUGAUGCGCCAAGCUUACUGGAUGAAUAUGUUCCUAAGAUUACUGAAAGUUUCAUCACAUCAAGAUUCAAUUCUGUGCAGGCUGGAUUACCUGAUGAUCUUGAGAACCCCUUAGACAAUGCUGAACUUCUUCAGGAUCAAUUAGACUGCUUUCCAUAUUUAUGCAGAUUUCAGUAUGAAAGCAGUAGUUUAUUUAUAAUAAACAUAACAGAGCCUGUCCUGCAAAUAUACACGGAAAGGGCAAGAUUACAGGUUAGUGAUAGCAAUGACCUUUCUGUGAUUGAAGACAAACUCGCUUGGAUUGUUCACAUUGUUGCAGCAAUUCUUAAGAUAAAACAAUGCACGGGAUGUAGUGUGGAAUCUCAGGAAGUGCUAGAUGCCGAAAUUUCAGCUCGAGUUCUGCAGUUGAUCAACGUAACUGACAGUGGAGUACACAGUCAGAGAUAUUGUGAAAUAAGCAAACAAAGACUUGAUAGGGCAAUACUUACUUUUUUUCAGCAUUUCCGCAAGUCUUAUGUAGGAGACCAGGCAAUUCAUUCUUCCAAGCAGUUAUAUGCCCGGUUAUCAGAGCUCCUUGGCCUGCAUGAUCAUCUAUUACUGUUGAAUGUGAUCGUGGGCAAGAUAGCAACUAACCUAAAGUGCUACGCCGAGAGUGAAGAGGUCAUUGAUCACACCUUAAGUUUGUUCUUGGAGCUUGCAUCAGGCUACAUGACUGGCAAGCUACUUAUGAAGUUGGACACAGUGAAAUUUAUCAUUGCCAAUCAUACGAGAGAACAUUUUCCAUUUUUGGAAGCAAAAAAGUGCUCCCGCAGCAGAACAACUUUCUAUUACACUAUUGGCUGGUUGAUAUUCAUGGAGGAUAGCUCUGUGAAAUUUAAAUCUUCAAUGGAUCCUCUUCAGCAGGUGUUCCUCAGUUUGGAAUCAACUCCCGAUUCAGUGUUUCGAACAGAUGCUGUAAAGUAUGCACUUGUUGGAUUGAUGAGGGACCUUAGAGGAAUCGCAAUGGCCACAAACAGCCGCCGGACUUAUGGCUUUCUAUUUGACUGGUUGUAUCCUGCACACAUGCCUCUACUCUUAAAAGGAAUCUCACAUUGGACAGAUAACCCAGAGGUUACGACCCCAUUGUUGAAGUUCAUGGCUGAGUUUGUGCUAAAUAAAGCUCAACGUUUGACAUUUGACUCUUCUUCUCCAAAUGGAAUACUUCUCUUCAGAGAAGUCAGUAAACUGAUUGUCGCUUAUGGAUCUAGAAUUUUGACUCUUCCAAAUGCUGCUGAUGUAUAUACAUACAAGUACAAAGGAAUAUGGAUAUGUUUAACAAUACUGUCAAGAGCCCUUGCAGGAAACUAUGUCAACUUUGGUGUGUUUGAACUGUAUGGUGACAGAGCUCUAUCCGAUGCACUUGAUGCUGCUCUAAAGAUGACUCUGUCAAUUCCCAUGUCCGAUAUAUUGGCCUAUCGAAAGCUAACAAGGGCUUAUUUUGCAUUCUUGGAAGUUUUGUUCAACAGCCACAUCACUUUCAUAUUGAGCCUGGACACGAACACCUUUAUGCAUAUAGUUGCCUCCCUCGAAUCUGGUCUAAAAGGCUUGGAUACAAGUAUAUCAUCACAGUGUGCAUCCGCUGUUGAUAAUUUGGCUGCUCUCUAUUUUAACAACAUCACUAUGGGAGAGGCUCCAAAUUUACCUGCAUCUGUCAAUCUUGCUCGUCAUAUUGCAGAGUGUCCCACUCUAUUCCCAGAAAUUUUGAAGACUCUGUUUGAAAUCUUAUUGUUUGAAGACUGUGGCAACCAAUGGAGUCUAAGCAGGCCAAUGUUGAGUUUGAUACUCAUAAAUGAGAAGACAUUCUCUGAUUUGAAAGCUCAAAUCUUGUCAUCACAGCCAGUGGAUCACCACCAGCGGCUCUCUCUAUGUUUUGAUAAACUUAUGGCAGACGUUACUCUAAGCAUAGACUCAAAAAACAGGGAUAAGUUUACUCAAAACCUUACCAUAUUUCGGAAUGACUUCCGUGCCAAAUAAUUCGGAUUGUUAUGGAGUUGAUAUAAAACGGCUUCUCAAAAAACUGAGAUUGAUUGGUGUUUGUAUAAUGCCUGGAGAAUCUGUCACCCUAUGUUUGGGUGGCAUAUUGAAAUCAUGUCAUUGGAAGCAGCAACCACAUUAUGCAAUUUCUUCAUUCAGCUCUUAUGCGAAAGAAAUGUAUUCUCUGUAAUUAUGGUUUGUGGAGUGUGCUAUUCCCAAUGUAUACUUGUGGUGGUAUUGUACCCAGCUGUGGGUUAUUCAAAGUUUAUGGGUGAUACAGAAAAGAUUUUAAAGGUUUAUGGAAAUGGUCGGGACAAGAAGGGACUUAUGCAAAAAUGGAGGAAGGGAUGAAAUAGGAACCUCCUGAAGUGUAGAGUUAUUGAGUUAGAUAUAUUCUUUUUAUAACUCAUGUAUAUUAUCUAUGAUUUUCAUUUAGAAACUUCUUAGAUAUUAUUUGGUAUAUUUUUGUAUAACUGAUUUUUCUGUACUCCUAGUCGAAAUCGGUAAUGAAAGAGGAAGAAGAAACUAUGUUUGGAUUGUGAUGGAAUCAUAGAAAAAUUCAUAACACACUUGUUUUCCUCUCAUACUUUUAUAUGUUUGUUGAAUUUUAAA